Caenorhabditis briggsae is the source of this 975-nucleotide messenger RNA. Lineage: Eukaryota; Metazoa; Nematoda; Chromadorea; Rhabditida; Rhabditidae. Gene Ontology annotation, molecular function: protein binding. Bases 1 to 975 code for a protein of 324 amino acids. The record is from RefSeq and is a predicted model, not a curated record. The transcript has 4 exons.
AUGGCCGAAGCAGACGCAGCAGAGAUUCCCGAGCCAGUGUUCACCUAUUUCGGUGUCGAUGGCGGUGCCACGUGUUCGUGUGCUGGCGGCAAAGGCGAGAAGCGAUUCUUCGUCGGGAGCCAAAGGGGCGUGGUCAGAGAGUACGGAUUGGAGAGCAAGCGAAUGGAGGGGAACGUCUACAUUGAUCGAGAAGAGCGGCGGAUUCAAUCUCUGAAAUUCCACAACAAUCACAUCUUCGUGCACGUCAGAGCGUUUGCAGUUGUCCAGCUGAAAGAGCCCGAAAAUGUCGAUAACCCUUUGGAAACAUGGGACAUUAUCAAGAAUUUCGAAAUGGAUCACAUCGGCUUCUGUAACUCGAUUCUAUUCGGUUCCAAACUUCUCUACGUCUCCACAGAUGAGAAGAGAUAUUCGACACUCUGUUGUACAGAAAUCGCCGGAACAGAGAACCAUACAGCUAAGGCGCGAAUUUUGACUGCACCUGACAUCUCGCCGAUGUGUAUGAUAAUCGGAGAGGAAUCAGAGAACGAGGUGCUGAUUGGAAUGGAGGAUGGGCGGUUGGCAAUUGCUUAUGGAGAUGAGAAGCAGGGAGUGUUCGAUUAUAUUGUGACGCAACAACUAGGAAAAGAUCCCAUCUUCUGCCUUGCAAGUUCUUCAGAAUGGGUUGUGGCCGGAUGUGCAAGACCACCGAUUCACUUGGUCAAUCGGACAGAUCUAGUGGUUCAGAAGAUUGACUACGUGUCACACGCUGCCGGCUGCUCCACCAUCGCAUUCUCUCCGAACAACAGACAGAUCAUUGGCGGCUUCUUCGACGGAUCGAUUCGCGUCUUCUCCCGCCACAAACUGACCGUACUUCUGGCUCUCACAAAUUUCCACGAAGCCACCAUCAGCUCUAUCCAAUGGCUUCCAGAAGAGGAUGACGAACUCGUUAUCGCCGCGUCGUCAGAUGAAACUAUUACUUUGUGGAAGUUAAAAUAA